AUGCCAAAUACAUUAAAUCAAUCAUACGUUGAAAAAGGAGCUUGGAAACAAGAUUUAUUUAAAGGUAAAGUUGUUUUCAUUACUGGUGGAGCUGGAUCAAUUUGUCGAGUUCAAGCUGAAGCAUUAGUUUUAUUAGGAGCUAAUGCUGCUAUAAUUGGUAGAAAUCAAGAUAAAACUGAAAUUGCCGCUAAAGAAAUUGCUUCAUUAAGAACAAAUUCUAAAGUUAUUGGAAUUGGUAAUAUUGAUGUACGAAAAAUUGAUAAUUUAAAACAAGCAGUUGAUAAAACUGUGAAAGAAUUAGGUAGAAUUGAUUUUGUUAUUGCUGGAGCUGCAGGGAAUUUUCUUUGUGAUUUUAAUCAUUUAUCUUCAAAUGCUUUUAAAUCAAUUGUUGAUAUUGAUUUAUUAGGAUCUUUUAAUACUGUUAAAGCUACUUUUGAACAAUUACGUACCAAUAAAGGAGCUAUUUUAUUUGUUAGUGCCACUUUACAUUAUUAUGGUGUUCCAUUUCAAAUUGGUGUCGGGGCAGCAAAAGCUGGUGUUGAUGCUUUAAGUAAUGCUCUUGCCGUUGAAUUGGGUCCUUUAGGUAUAAGAUCAAAUGCUAUUGCUCCAGGUCCAAUUGAUGGUACUGAAGGUAUGCUGAGAUUAUCUCGUUCAAGUAAAGAUGAAACUAUUAAAAAUGUUCCAUUACAAAGAUUAGGUACUACUCAAGAUAUUGCUGAUGGAACAGUUUAUUUAUUUUCUCCAGCAGCAUCUUAUGUCACUGGUGAUGUUUUAGUUGUUGAUGGAGGUAAUUGGCAAGUUUCUUCUGGUGUUGGUGCUAAAGAUUAUCCUGUGACUCUUCUUAAUGCUAUUAAUGCUCCAAAAGGUGGUAAAUUAUAA
Molecule: messenger RNA, 879 nt
Organism: Candida dubliniensis CD36
Lineage: Eukaryota; Fungi; Ascomycota; Pichiomycetes; Serinales; Debaryomycetaceae
Exons: 1
Coding region: 1-879 (292 amino acids)
Biological process (GO): fatty acid catabolic process
Molecular function (GO): 2,4-dienoyl-CoA reductase (NADPH) activity
Source: RefSeq, a predicted model, not a curated record